Messenger RNA from Chara braunii, 3967 nucleotides. Lineage: Eukaryota; Viridiplantae; Streptophyta; Charophyceae; Charales; Characeae. The record is from the annotation of a GenBank genome assembly.
ACGUCAUGGAUCUUCUUCGCUAUGAUCCACUCUGUCCCGAGGUUGAGCUCAUCUCACUGGAGCCCGAUCCCCCUGACCCUUCCUCCAUCUUCACGGCUCCCAUCUCCACAUCCACCCGUCAGCCUGCGGAUACCCCCUCCACGUCCCAGGCCCCUGCGUCGCCGACCGUCGAGUCCACAUAUACGUCUCGUGCCGACGCAGACGCUGAGGAACUCACACGGUUCACGACAAACUUAGAGCCCGCCGUUCGCGACCUGAUUCGACAGUACCACGACGUCUUUCCCCCAUACUUCUCAUACAGCGGGAUUCCCCCGAUGCGCGGUGUUGAGCAUUCUAUACAGCUCGUGCCUGACUAUCGUGUUCACCAUCAGGCAGCGUACCGACUCUCGAUUCCAGAGGCGACGGAACUCAAGCGUCAACUUGAGGAGCUCCUUCGACUGGGUUUCAUUAAACCCAGUAACUCCCCUUGGGGUGCACCUGUCCUCUUUGCUCGCAAAGCGGACGGAACUCUUCGCCUCUGCAUCGACUACCGCGGCCUUAACCGUUACACGGUUAAGAACAGCUAUCCCAUGCCCCGCGCGGAUGAGUUGUUUGACCGUCUAGCAGGCAACCGCUUCUUCACGAAGAUCGAUCUUCGUAGCGGUUACCAACAGAUCCGCGUUGCCACAGAGGAUCAGCCGAAGACCGCCUUUCGGUCGCGCUUCGGCCACUACGAGUUCACAGUGAUGCCAUUCGGCCUCACCAAUGCCCCCCCCACCUUCCAGACGACGAUGAACGACAUCUUUAGGGACGUCCUUGAAGAAUACGUUCUCGUAUACCUGGAUGACAUCUUGGUCUACAGUCGUACCUUAGAAGACCAUCUCAGACACCUCCGCGAUGUCCUACAGCGCUUACGCAAGCAUGGCUUCUAUGCCAAGCUCAGUAAGUGCCGCUUUGCCCAGGGCAAAGUGGACUUCCUAGGACACCAUGUGUCUGACCAGGGUCUCCACAUGGACGACGCGAAGAUCAGUGCUAUUGCAGAGUGGCCCGUCCCCGCAUCUGCCAAGCAGCUUCGCAGYUUUCUAGGCCUCACCAGCUACUAUAGUAAUUUUAUCCAGGGAUACGCUAGGUAUUCCUACGUCCUUACCUCCACCCUCCUCCGGAAGAACCCGCCAUGGUUUUGGACACCCCUGUGCGAGGACGCCUUUCGCGCCCUCAAGAAGGCGGUGACCUGUGCCCCGGUUCUUUGCCUUCCCGAUUUUGAUCGYCCCUUUAUCGUCACCACCGAUGCGUCAGAUUUUGCAGUAGGAGUUGUCCUUUCUCAGAUGUUUCCCUCUCCUUCAGAUUCACCUUACCCCCAUGUUCCUCCUUUCCCCCCCGCUCCUGCUGACACUGCUUCUCGACUGACGCCUACCCUCCCACCACUUCCCUCCACUAACAGUCCUCCUGUUACUUACUCCCCGACCACCGUGGAGGAUGGGACUGUCGAGGCUCGUGCUGGGGAUUGCCCGAUCGCUUUCUACUCCCGUCAGCUACUGCCUGCCGAGAUAAACUACACUGCCGAUGAAUGUGAGGCCUUGGAGCCGGAAGAAGAAAGAAGGCUACGAAAAGCCCGUGCGCUAGCAGCAGGGAUAGCAGAAGCAAACAGAGCAGCAAGAGAGCAGGCAACAGCAGCUAGAGCAGCUGCGAUGGCUAACGGCGCAAGCUCUGCUGCGUCAUCGUCUGCGUCCUCGUCAGGGACUAAUGGGAACCCGUUGGGAAUGCCAACGAGUUCCACAAGUUCCUCGGGCACUUCCGGUUCCACAGGUUCUAGACAGUCUUCUAGUCAAAUGGCAGGCUCGCAGUUCAGCCCCAUGACCGCACGUGAGCGGGAACUCAGAGAGAUCCAACAGGUCGAGAGGCUUCGCCGUAAGUUAGAGCAGAACCUGAAAGAAGCAACCGAUAGAGAAAAUGAAAUAAAAACUAGAGCAGCCAGGCUUGAAACUUUAGAGGCUGACAAGGCUGAACUAGAGAGCUUGGAUGAGGCAACAAUGAAUGCCCAGAUGAAAGUGUUGAAGAAGAAUAUGCUGUUGCUGCAUGCGCAUGUGGACAACAGAUUCGAUUUCAUGCAAAGCACUCUAGACCAGAUCCUGGACGCUUUGACCAAGCCAGGAUUCCGGCCACCAGCACAAUCGCCAUUGCCGUUGUCGGCGAUGUCAGGCCCAUUCCGGUUCAAGCUGGCACACAACCAAGUGGGACAGCAGCAAGGUCAAUGGUACCCCAAGACCCCAAUGAAACCGCCUCUUGCCUUCUCAGGCGAGAGGAAGGACGAAGAACUCAACACAUGGUUGAGAACGGUCCCGGUUUGGGUGAAGGCCAAGAGGACCUUGCUAGAGGACGAAGUGGUAACUGCUGCAUCUUACCUCGAGGGUAAGGCAGCCAAAUGGCUAGAUGGGGUAGUUGUGAAAGCAGGCGAGGCACGCACAGAGUAUCAUUCGUUUGAGACAUUGUCUAGGAAGGCUUUAGAUUUGGAGGCCACUCUAGGCAAUGCUCAACCCACCUCACAGACUGACUCAAAGAAGAAGAAGAGUCCUCAGGAGUGGAAGAAGAAGAGGGCAAAGUUGAUGAUGGUUGAGUCUCAUGGGACUCAAACUGAGAUCGAUGAGCUUUCUGACCUGAUGGACUACUCAAAGUAUGACGGCGAGGAGGUAGCUGAGGGUAGCACCCUCGCCGCGGUAGUUAAGACUAAGGCGGCAGGCCGAGGAAAGGGCCAGCCUAGGGGUCAAGGGAAGGCCGCCUCCAAUCAGACCAAGCAGGCUGAGUGGGUAAAGGCAGGUCUUGAACAAGACGUGUGGCGUGACCGCCGAACGCGUGGUGCUUGUAUCAACUGCGGGGAGUACGGACACUCGCAGUAUGAGUGUCAGAAUGCCAAGGUUACGCAAAAGGAUGGGAAAAAGUUGAGACCGAUCGAGUACAUGAGUAAGAAGAUGCCGUCGAAGAAAUUGGCUAAGUCCACCUACGAAAGGGAACUCUAUGCUCUCUACAAGGCACUUGUCCAUUGGAGACACUUCCUUUUGGGAAGGUUCUUCUUGGUGAGGACUGAUCAUCAGACCCUCAAAUGGAUCAAGACUCAACCGGCUCUUUCUGAUGCACUCAAGCGAUGGAUUGAGGUCGUAGACCAAUAUGACUUCAAGCUUGAGUACCUGAAGGGAGAGUACAACAAGGUUGCAGACGCGCUAUCCCGUAGAGCAGACUACCUAGGUACGCUAGUUUCUGACUUUGGCGUAUCGGAAGAAGUAACUCAAUCAUUGGUGGGAGCCUAUCAGGAAGACCCUGUCACAAUGGACAUCAUCCGCAAACUUCAGGCAAAAGACAAGGCCACAGAAAGUGAGUUCGUGAUGGUGGACGGGCUACUCUAUCUUGAUAAGGCCGGAAUACAGAGAUUGGUAGUUCCAUCUAGUGAACAGUUGCGUAGUUUAUUUUUAGGCGAAUGUCAUGACGUAACUGGGCACUUUGGCUACAAGAAGACGAGUGCAAACUUAGUACAACGAUUUUUGUGGCCCAGAAUGCUAGAUGACGCAAAGAAGUUUGUUGAGACCUGUCAGGUCUGUCAGCGGGACAAGCCGCGAACUCAAGCACUGCUUGGGUUGUUGAAGCCUUUACCUAUUUCUGAUGGUCCAAGAUUGAGUGUUUCCAUGGAUUUCAUGGACACCCUAGUGACCAGCAAGAGUGGUAAGAGGCACAUUUUCGUCAUUAUUGACCGAUUCACCAAGUACGCUAGACUAGUACCAAUGCCAGAGACAGCCAGGACAAAAUACGUCAUCAAGUUGUUCAAGGACAACUGGGUAAGGGACUUUGGUUUACCAAGACCAUCAUUAGUGACCGAGACGUCCGAUUCACAAGUGAGCUGUGGAAGAAGACUGCGGAACAGAUGGGCAGUCAACUUCAGAUGACUUCAGGGAAUCAUCCCGAAGCCAACGGAUAGGCCGAACAAAUGAAUAGAGUUGUA